AUGGCGUCGCUGCAUGAGAAGCUGGACAAGAUCAAGUCCCCCAAGCUGCAGAACCAGCACCAUACCGGAGUCGUGCUUUCAGCAGUCGAGGACACUCUACGCGACCAGAAUGCCGAGUUCACUGCAACCGCCUACUUUGCUGCGCUUCUCGCCCUCCUCCCGCAGUCCAUCAACACCACCCAGGGCAUUGUGAAUAAAGAGUUGGCAACCUCAGUUGUAUAUCUGCUCGAUACCGUCUCUGCCUUUGUUCCCGCGCCGCUGCUACGUUCCAAGUUUGCGCAGAUACUAGGCAGCUUGGUGCCGGCCCUGACGCUCGCUGAGGUCGAGGCCCCGCUACUCAAGUCGUCCGUUGGAUGUCUACAGAAUCUGCUUAUAGCGCAGGACUCGGCGGCAUGGGCGCUGCCGGCAUCAGAGGUUGGGCCUCGCAGGGCUAUUGCGGGAAUGCUGGCGUUGGCGGUUGACCAUAGACCCAAAGUCCGGAAGCGGGUGCAGGAUGCGUUGAUACAGAUACUCAGACAACCUCCACCGAGUCCGUCGCUGGACCACCCCGCGGCUGAUCUAUGCGCUGAGACAGCAUUGAGGACGCUGAAUGAUAGUGUUACUGCUGCAUUGAAGGCGCAGGGCAGGAAAGGGAAGCAUCAGCAGGACCACCAGCAGCCACAUGAGCCCGCGGUGUCGCAUGCUCUACAGCUUGUCAAGGCCAUUGCAGCGGCCUCAGGAGGCUGGCCGAGCAGGAAGAUCGAGCCUCUGUGCGAACUUCUUAUGAAUGUCGCCCGGUCAUCGAACGAGUACCUUACCAUGGGUACAUUUGAGGUGUUUGAAGUGAUAUUUACUGGAAUGGCAGACGAGUUCUCUUCCUCGAAGCUACCGCGUCUGCUAGAGGCUAUCUCGGAGCUGAAACCAGCACACAAUGACUCACAGCUGCUUCCACCGUGGAUUGCAGUCCUAUCUCGAGGCUAUGAUGUCUCCGCUCAGGUCUCAGCGCAGGAAACAUUUGAGAAGCUGCCGGAGCUCUUCAACUUAUUCGCCAGCUUCCUUACCUCACCGUCGCGGAACAUCCGCACUUCAGCCUCAGAGGGCAUGAUUUCGCUUCUAGUUGCGUGUGUUCCGGAAUCUGUCCUUCUUGAAGCAUCAGUGUAUGAUGAAAAGAUCAUUGAAAAGCUGGCAAAAUCUGCUACAGGCUUGCUUGCUGUUAAAUACCAAGUUGCUCGUUCGGAGGUAUUCAAUGUCCUCGAAGCCAUGUUUAACGCAUUGCAAUGGAAGAGCUCUCCUGUGAUGAACGAGGUGGUGAAGAUAAUAGGCGAUCUGCGAGCAAAUGAGAAUUUCCAGGGCAAGAAGGAGGCCGAGAAGGUCCUUGGUGCUGCCAUCAAUGUCAUGGGCCCCAAGGCUGUCCUUGAUAUCAUCCCGCUCAAUAUCGUGAACCAAAAGGCUGGCCAGCCUGGUCGUGUCUGGCUUCUCCCUAUUCUACGGGACCACGUAGCAAACACGAGCCUAGCAUACUUCCGCUCCGAGCUUGUGCCAUUGAGUGAAGCCCUAUAUCAGCGGGUUAUGGAUUACGGAGAGGCGGAGAAGACCGUCGAGGUUAAGAUUUUCGAGACACUGGUGCAGCAGACUUGGGCAUGUCUGCCCGGAUUCUGCGAACUGCCCCUGGACAUGAGAGAAGCCUUUGACCAGCCGUUUGCCGAGUUACUGUCGAAUGUGCUGUAUAAGCAGGCUGAGCUUCGGGUGGACGUGUGCAAAGCACUGCAGAACCUGGUCGAAUCGAACCAGGCGAUUACCUCUGUUGAAUCCGAGAUUGAAGAUCUUGUCUUGCAACGACGAGUUACCAGGGAAGAAGCGAAAAAGAAUAUCGAGCAUCUCUCCGGGUUUGCUGGGAAUAUGCUUGCGGUGCUUUUCAACGUCUACAGCCAGACUCUGCCGCAGUUCAGGGGCUAUAUCUUGCAAUGCAUUAAUGCUUACUUGAGCAUUACAGGUGAACAGGAACUCAUUGACACUUUUGGUCGAGUAACGUCUAUGCUGGAGGGAGCUCUCGAGGAAGAAGCUAACACCAGCAGCAAGCCCGGCAUGGCUCGCAAGGACAAGAUGCCUCCAACAUCGCACACGCUGAUGGACCUAAUCGUGACAAUGUCCAUUUACUUACCUCGCAACAGCUUUGCGACUCUCUUCUCACUUGCCUCCGUUGUGUUGAACAAGUCCUCCGCGGACCCCCAGCUCAUCAAGAAGGCGUACAAACUCAUUCCCCGUCUUGCAGGCACGGAUGCCGGGCGCACUGCUCUAAGCGAACGCAGCACAGAGCUACAAUCCCUUAUUCUAUCGACGGCAGACAAGACACCCGCCCCAGCUCACCGGGAUCGUCUGCUUGCAAUUCACGAGAUCAUCACCCACCUACCGACGGAAGACCUUCAUUUCAUCCCCGGCAUUCUCUCUGAAGUCGUACUAGGCUGCAAGGAGAGCAACGAAAAGGCACGGACAGCUGCAUUUGCUCUGCUUGUUCACACCACUGAGCGAAUGAUUGACUCCGAACGCAAUCCGCCGGGCACAAAGAUCCGCAACUCUCUGGUAGCACAUAUGCCAGACGACGCACCAGACGCACCCGCCACCAUUGAGGAAAUGUUCACGAUGGUUUCUGCUGGCCUGGCUGGCAGCUCACCACACAUGGUUGCGGCCAGUGUAACGGCUAUGUCUCGUCUGUUGUUUGAGUAUCACUCGCAACUGCCGACCACCAUGCAGUCCGACCUACUACAGACCAUCGAGUUGUUCCUGACCAGUAACAACCGUGAGAUCGUCCGUUCGGUGCUUGGCUUUGUCAAAGUAGCCGUGGUAGCGUUGCCGGACGAUCUGCUCAAGCCCCGUCUCCCGUCUGCGGUACCCAAGCUCAUGAUGUGGAGUAAAGAGCACAAGGGCCGACUGAGGAGUAAGGUUAAGGGCAUACUAGAUCGCCUGAUACGUAAAUUCGGAGCGGCAUUUGUGGAAGGGCUGGUUGAAGAAUCAGAUCGCAAACUGGUUGUAUCGAUACGCAAGGAGAGAGAACGCCAGAAACGCAAGAAGGAAGCCAAACACGAUGAAGACGAUGAGGAUACACAGCAGCAACAUCCUAGAGGCCAGCAAUCUGCUCAAGCUGGACAAGGCAAGUCAUUUAACAAUGAGUUUGACAAGGCGGUAUACGGCUCUGAUUCAGACUACAUGUCUGGCGAUGAGUCGGAUGCAAGCGAGAUUGAAAUCGACAGUGCAGGCAACACCACCAAACGAGCCAUUUCAUCCAAGGGCAAAGGUCAAAGCAAACGACGCACAGGUGGUGGUACAGGCGAUACGGGAGAGCAAUACAUCCGUGAACUAUCGCCUGAGUCUAACCCGCUGGAUCUCCUUGCGCCAGACGCACUGGCAAACAUAUCCAGCACUAAACCAAGCGUACGCUUCCUGGCGUCCAAACAUAAGCAGAAACAUCGCCCUCGCAUGGACGAGGAUGGCAAGCUGCUGCUCGGUGACCAUGGUGAUGAGAUGGAUACCUCUGCUGGCGCUGGCGGUGCAGGGUCUGGUGUCAACGCCUAUCUCACUGCGGUCAGUGGGCCUGAUGCAUUGCGCAAGGGUCAAAAGGGCCGAUUAAGAGCCAGUCAGGGUAAAAAGGGAGACGAUGAUAUGGACAUGGACAUGGAGAUGGAUGUUGACGAUCAUGAUGAGAAGAGUAAUCCGGCGCGUGGACAGGGACAAGCUGGUGCAGGUGCAGGCAGGGGCAAAGAUAAGGGGCUUGCAGCCAAGUCUGGUCGAAGGGGGCUCGGGAUGGGCAAAGAGAGAGGCAGUCCUGGGGGAAGCGGGAGGAUUGAGAAGCGUAGGAGGGAUUCUAGGGGUGGUGGUAGGGGAAGAGUCGGGAGGUAA
Molecule: messenger RNA, 3873 nt
Organism: Nannizzia gypsea CBS 118893
Lineage: Eukaryota; Fungi; Ascomycota; Eurotiomycetes; Onygenales; Arthrodermataceae
Product: 90S preribosome component RRP12
Exons: 3
Coding region: 1-3873 (1290 amino acids)
Source: RefSeq, a predicted model, not a curated record